Messenger RNA from Amoebophrya sp. A120, 838 nucleotides. Lineage: Eukaryota; Dinophyceae; Syndiniales; Amoebophryaceae. The record is from the annotation of a GenBank genome assembly.
AUGAAAAGCAGCAAUACAGUCAAUCGAAUGGAUAAACCGACGCUAAUCUGCAUACGCCUUGGUCAUGUUUGCAGUAGCCUUUGCAAUGCUGCUACCGCUACUUGCCAGAUGCAAGACGGUGCUAAAGAUGAGAAACGUCUGGUUCAUCGUUGUGCACCUCCAGCUUCAUCAAGCACACUUUUGCAUGAGAGAAGCAGGAGGCAGGCGAGUUGUGCGCUGUCAUACUUUAUCAACUGCAAAAAUGUCUGGGUCUGAAUGAUUUCGGAAUUUGUCAUGCUAGUCUGGCAUGACUCUGAGCUCUGUAUUGCGUGGCCGCAAAGAGCACCUCUUGCCUGUCAUACGAAAACGCAGUUUCUAAUGCGGAAUACGCAACGCAGAACCACGGAAAAACUUGUCAUGCUUCGCAGUGCAUUACAUACAGUGUGCACAUUGUAGUUCGCUGACUUGCAUCACAAGCUUCCAGACUCAGACAUAUUUGCAGUUCAUAUACUUCGGAGCGGUUUUCCAAUCAAGUGGACUACAACGUGUUUGCGCUGUGUGACGCGGUAUGCAUCGGCACGUGUGUCUGGGCCUGGAUCUUCUGAGUAUGUCGUGUGUAGUCACGAUCUUCUCUCCGACACGAGGAUCAGUCAUCUCGUGUCGUGUAGUGGUAGUGCAUGAAAUAAAGCUGUGAAUUUCGUAUUUGGUCUUCUUCCUCGACGGGGCGCCGAUUCUUUGCAGAAUAAAUCAGGAAUACAAAUCCACCUCGCAUCAUCUUCUUUCCAAACGCAGACAUAUGUGCAGUGCAUACGCGGUUUUGACGGUGUUUCACGACGUUUUGGCGUGAUGAAGAAUCAAU